UGGCUCAGUGAUCUGGUUCCCCCCUCCCAGAGCAGCCUGUCCAUCCAGAGUGGAGACGUCUGGUGAGGAGCAGGGACCUCAGCUCCCGAGCCAAGAGCCCAAAUCUGGAGCCCCCAGCAAUGACCGGGAAAGAUGCUUCUCCUGCCCCGGACCCAGCUCCAGAAGGUCCAAAGAAGGAGACAGCACCCAGUCCAGGGGAAGAACCAGCACCAGCUCCAGGUGCUGAAGAAGCCCCGAGUGCUGAGCAGCCCCCAGCAUCAGAGCAGCCCCCAGCCCCCACAGAUGAGUCCUCUCCAGCCCCCACAGCAGAAGAGACCCCAACCCCUGCAGAGGGUCCUCCAGCUCCUGAACCAGAACCUGAGAAACCCAAGGCAGAGCCCCCCAGCUCCCCCCUGUCCCUGGCUGUGGAAGAAGUGAGUGAGAACUCAGUGAAGCUGAUCUGGAAACCCCCUGAGCAGACAGGCCGGGCAGUCCUGGAUGGAUACGUGGUGGAAAUCUGCAAAGAUGGAAGUACAGACUGGAAAGCUGUGAAUGAGGAACCUUUCCUUUCCACCCGUUACACCAUCAAGGACCUCAGCCCUGGUGAGAAGAUCCAUGUCCGGGUGAAAGCUGUCUCUGCCCAUGGUGCCAGUGUCCCCACCACCCUGGAGCAGCCCGUCCUCAUCCAAGAGAUCCUCCAGCUGCCCAAGAUCCGCAUGCCCCGGCACCUGCGGCAGACGUAUUUCAGGCACGUUGGGGAUGCUGUGAACAUCAUGAUCCCUUUCCUGGGAAAACCCCAGCCAGAGGUGAUCUGGACCAAGAAUGGCCAACCCCUGAACACCAGCCGUGUCAACACCAGGAACUCCCAGAAGGACACCAUCUUCUUCAUCCGUGAGGCUCAGCGUGGGGACUCAGGGAAGUACGAGCUGUCUGUGAGGAUAAAUGGAGCAGAGGACAAGGCAAUCCUGGACAUCCAGGUCAUUGAGCCUCCGGGGCCCCCCCAGAACCUGAAACUGGUGGAUGUAUGGGCCUUUAAUGUGGCCCUGGAGUGGUCCCCCCCAGCAGACAACGGGAACUCUGAUAUCAAGGGCUACCUGGUGCAGAAGUCAGACAAGAAGAGUGGGAAAUGGUUCACAGUGCUGGAUCGCUGCACCCGCACCAGCUGCACCAUCUCCGACCUCAUCAUCGGGAACUCCUACACCUUCCGCGUCUUCGCCGAGAACAGCUGCGGGAUGAGCGAGCAGGCGGCGGUCAGCGGGGUGGCAGAGAUCAAGAAGCCAAAAAUUUCCUACCAGGUAGAGAAGCUCACUCAACGUGAGCUGAUGGAGCCUCCGAAGUUCACCCAGCCCUUGACGGACCGCAGCACCACCCGGGGGUACAGCACUCACCUCAUCUGCUGUGUCCGGGGCUUCCCCCAGCCCAAGAUCAUCUGGCUGAAAAACCAGGUAGAGAUUCGGGAAGACCCCAAAUACAUUGCAUUGAUCGAGCAGGGAAUCUGCUCCCUGGAAAUCCGCAAGCCCGGCCCUUUCGAUGGGGGCGUCUACACCUGCAAAGCUGUCAACCCCCUGGGGGAAGCUUCAGUAAACUGCAGACUUGAUGUGAAAGUGCCCCAGGAGAAAUCAGAAAGGUGAAGAAGAAGAGCAAGGUGGAUGCUGCAGCUGCUGGGCAGGAGUGUGGCACAUGGUGAUGCUCCUGGCCAUGGCCUCUGCUGCCUGCUGAGCUGUCCCCUCCCUGGCAGGGCUCUGGGAGGGGAACCUGCACCUCAGCUGCCAUGCCAUGGGCCUCUCUGAACCUGUCCUUAGCUGUGACAAUAAAACAAGCCCAUCUGUGGGGCUUUGGUCCUAAUAAAACAAUCCCAAACCCUCC
This is a messenger RNA of Calypte anna (Anna's hummingbird), 1845 nucleotides long. It is a transcript of the gene MYBPH, whose product is annotated as myosin binding protein H. The transcript is spliced from 12 exons. Gene Ontology annotation, molecular function: protein binding. Bases 120 to 1610 code for a protein of 496 amino acids. The record is from RefSeq and is a predicted model, not a curated record. NCBI's taxonomy places the organism in Eukaryota, Metazoa, Chordata, Aves, Apodiformes, Trochilidae.